AGUGGAGCCGCGAGUUCAAUUCCGGGCGCACUAAUGUUCACGACGAGGAGAGAAGUGGCCGACCGAAGGUCUCGGAUGCGAUUGUUCAAGCAGUGGAGGCAGAAAUGCUCAAAAACCGCCGUGCGACAAUUAGGGACUUGGAAGAGAAGCUUGGAGGAGUGUGUAGCAGCGAAACAUCCGUCAUAUUCUUGUGAACAACUUGCAGUAUCACAAAGUUUCUGCCCGAUGGGUGCCGAAACAUCAAGCGUCAAGCGCGAGGCGGACGGAGAGUGGUAUUCUGCCGGCAUAGACAAGUUCAUCGUGCGGAUGCGCAAGGUGUUGGAAAAAAAUGUGCCGAAACGAUCACGGAGGGACAAAGGAGAGCGGGAGAAGAGCACAACACGAAAGGAACAGAGAGCUGCUAUACCAUACGAACACACAACGUUGACGGCAGACAAUUAUUCAAUUACAUGGGCAUCACUUUUGAAUCGAUACGAUAAUUCCCGCAUGCUGAUACGAGAGUAUUACCGCACUUUGCACCACUUCCCGGCUGUGCAAACGGAAUGCGUCGAUGAAUUGGCACAUCUAGUCGAUGAAUUUGGGCGACACGUUAAUGGUUUAGUGAAACUGCACGAGCCUAUCGAACAUUGGGAUACACCGCUUUCGAAUAUGCUACUCAUGAAGCUGGAUCCGUCAACAAUACUGGCCUGGGAGAAGCAUUCUGUGAACCACGAUAAGGAUAAGUACAAGGAAGUUAUCGAAUUUUUACACGAGCGGAUACGCAUCUUGAAGUCUUCCCAAAGGUUCUCUGGUGAAGCACGCCCAGCUGUGAUCAAGGUGGCCGGUAACCAACGUCACCCUGCAACACAUCGGAGAUCGAUAACUAACAACGCUUCCAUGGAACAAACGCCAACCAGUUUUUCAUCCUUUCACCAACCGAAAUGCCCACUAGCGUGUGCCGACAAUCAUUCACUACGCAACUGUCCAGUAUUUCUCAGCUACGAUACACAGCAACGACGGAACCUAGUCGAAUCAAAGGGGCUAUGCUGGAACUGCCUUAGUGGAUCCCAUUUGGCAAAGGUUUGCAGAUCGGAUUAUUCUUGCCGUUCGUACCACGAACGCCACCAUACGCUGCUACAUCAAACAGCACAACCGAAGGUUACUCUGGCCGCUCAUGCAGAGGAUGAAGCGGUAUUCCUCGAAACAGCUGUAGUGCUUGUUGCUGACGAUUAUGGGAAUCAUCACGAGGCAAGAGCGCUUCUCGAUUCGGGCUCGAUGUCCAACUUUAUGUCGGAGAGACUGGCUCGGAAACUUAUAACCACCCGCACCAAGGUGAAUGUUUCAGUUUCUGGCAUCGGGAAAACAGUGCAGCAUGUAAGGGGAUCGAUCACGGCUAUCGUUCGAUCCAAGGCACAUCACUUCAGCACCCAAUUGGAAUUUCUCAUAUUGGACACCCCGUCGGCGGAUAUACCAACCUCACCAAUCUACGUGUCUUCCUGGGACAUGCCUAAUGUGACUCUAGCGGAUCCAACCUAUCACAUUCCCGGCAUGGUUGAUAUCGUCAUUGGAGGUGACGCGUUCUGGGAGCUGCAUACGGGUCACAAGCGUUCAUUACGUCCUGGUGGUCCAUGGCUAGUGGAGACGCAAUUCGGAUGGGCUGUGGCAGGAAAUACGUCACAAUCAUCACACAACCCUCGGAUCUGUCAUGUGGCGAUGACCGACAACUCUUUGGAAGCAAUCAUGACACGCUUUUGGGAAACCGAGAGGAUACUUGAUGAUCCUGCUUUAUCUACGGAAGAGGACAGCUGCGAGAAGCAUUACGACGCGUUACGAGCAUCUACGACAACUCGUAACGCGUCGGGGAGGUAUGUUGUUUGUUUGCCAAUCAAUCCUAAUCCGGGUAUCGUUUUAGGAGCCUCCAGAGAAAUCGCGGAACGCAGAUUCUUGGCACUAGAACGACGUUUAAAUGCCAAUCCGCAGAUGAAAGAAGCAUAUUCCGCGUUUAUAGACGAAUAUGAGAAGUUGGGUCAUAUGAGAAAGUUAUCGGCUCCAGUGAAUGAUUUGUGCCCGCAUUAUUAUCUACCUCACCAUGCAGUUGUAAAGGAGAAGAGUACUAGCACGAAGGUUCGGGUUGUCUUCGACGCGUCGUGCAAAACCACUUCCGGCUUCUCUUUGAAUGACAAGUUGCUUGUUGGUCCUAUCAUUCAACAAGACCUGUUCACGAUUAUGCUGCGAUUUCGAUCACACGCCAUCGCUAUCACCGCAGACGUCGAAAAGAUGUACCGACAAAUCCUCCACGACAACCCAGAUAAAAACUAUCUACGCAUCUUGUACCGGAAGAAUCCAUGUGAACCUAUAGACAUCUUCGAGCUACAGACGGUUACAUAUGGCACUGCAUCAGCUCCGUUCCUGGCAACCAGAACAUUGAAACAGAUUGCAUACGAUCAGCAAGAUUCGCACCCACUGGCAGUGAACUCGGCUGUACACAUCGAGUUGGUGGGAGAUCUCACCACAACUGCGUUCCUCGGAGCACUACGUCGUGUAGUCGCACGUCGUGGAAGGAUUAAGGAGCUACACUCGGACAACGCGACUACGUUUAAAGGUGCAUCACACGAACUCAAUCGGAUCUACAAAAUGCUGAAGUGCAACGAGGACGAUCGUGCACAAAUCUUCAACUGGUGUGCAAACAACGAGAUGUCUUGGAAAUUUAUCCCACCACGUGCACCGCAUUUCGGCGGUCUAUGGGAAGCAGCAGUGAAGGCGGCCAAGAAACACAUCAUCAGAAAACCACUAACUCCUGCUCAUUAUCUCAUUGGUAGAAGUCUGCAAGCUGUGCCAGAGGUAGACUACAGUGAGAUACCUGAUAAUCGUCUGAAGGAAUACCAGAACGUUGCAAAAGAACGUUCGUAA
Messenger RNA from Anopheles stephensi (Asian malaria mosquito), 2889 nucleotides. RefSeq lists its product as uncharacterized. The record is from RefSeq and is a predicted model, not a curated record. Gene Ontology annotation, molecular function: nucleic acid binding. Bases 34 to 2889 code for a protein of 951 amino acids. The transcript has 5 exons. NCBI's taxonomy places the organism in Eukaryota, Metazoa, Arthropoda, Insecta, Diptera, Culicidae.